This is a messenger RNA of Solanum dulcamara, 3870 nucleotides long. RefSeq lists its product as uncharacterized. The record is from RefSeq and is a predicted model, not a curated record. The coding region runs from base 1 to 3870 and encodes 1289 amino acids. NCBI's taxonomy places the organism in Eukaryota, Viridiplantae, Streptophyta, Magnoliopsida, Solanales, Solanaceae. The transcript has 7 exons.
AUGACUGGCAAUAAUGACAACACCGGUUUGACGGAUAUUGUCGUGACAGACCCUGUCGUCGCUGAACAAAAUAAGUUGAUUGCACAGUUGGUGCAACAAAUCGCUGAGAUGAGAGUUGAGAUACAAAAAAUCGAGAGUUGUCAAAAUUGGCUAUCGCCUCCAACACGCCGGUUCCAGGCGAGGGAAGGCCUCCAUUCCAUUUCCCUUCUCCAAAUUCAAGAACGGGAGUGGAGGGCGAAAGAAGAGACAUCCAAAUGGAAUAUGAAAGAGGAGAUCAUGAAAUCUAUAAAGGAGUUUCAUUACACUCCGGAUGUUGCAGGACUAAAUUAUGAAGAUUUGUGUAUCCAUCCGAAUUUGGACCUUCCCGAAAGGUUCAAAGUGCCAAAAUUUGAUACUUUUGGAGGAACUGGAAAUCCUUUGGCUUAUCUGAGAGCAUACUGUGAUCAACUAGUAGGAGUUGGGAAGAACGAAGCUUUGUUAAUGCAGCUCUUUAGCCGAAGUUUAAGUGGAGAGGCCUUAGAAUGGUUCAGCGCUCAAGAAAUAAAACAAUGGUCUAAUUGGAAUGCUUUGGCCAGAGAUUUUAUCGAGAUCGAACAGAAAUCCACUAAAAGUUAUCGCGAGUAUGCAUACAGGUGGAGGAAAGAGGCAGCCAGAGUUCGACCUCCCAUGAUAGAGAAAGAGAUCAUGGAAGUAUUUGUACGCAUGCAAGAGCCCGAAUACUAUGAAAGAUUAAUGUUGCUUGUUGGAGCAAAAUUUGCUGAGAUAGUCAACGUAGGUGAGACUAUCGAGGAUGGACUCAAGACCGGAAAGGUAGCUCGUGUAGCCUCCUCAAUUGGGUCAUCAGGGUUGGUUAAAAAGAAGAGAGAGGAUGUAUCUACCAUCUCCUACACACCUGAAGGGAGGGGGUUCGCCAACAGCAAGCCAAGAAAACCCACACCUUUCAAUACCUAUUCACGAGGUCCACAAAAUUCACAUCAAGUUUACUACACUCAAUCGAAUUACCAAACCCCACCUUCCAAUUACCAAACCCCAUACCCAAAUGACCAAGUCCAGUUUAACAGUUAUCAAACUCCACCUUCUAAUUACCCAGCUCCACAUUACCAAAACACCCCGCCAAACUACCGAACUCCACAACCAAAUUACGAGACCCAAUUGUACCCAAGAUUCCAAACUCCCGCACCUUCUCGCCAAAAUCGUCUGAGUUAUCGCCAUAUGCCACCACCCCCACAAAAUAACUACAACCUUUCCCAACCCAAUUUUAAAAAUAGGCUCGCCAAGAAUUUCAAUCCUCUGGUGGAAAGUCGGACUCAGCUGUUUGAAAGAUUGAGAGACGCGGGCAUUAUUCACCCCAUUGUACCUAAACUGGCUGAUACAAGCUCUAGAUUCUUCAGAGCUGACAAAACAUUUGCGUAUCAUUCCAAUAGUGUUGGGCAUGAUAUUGAAACUUGCAUUAAUUUGAAGCACAAGAUUCAGGAUUUGAUUAAUCGUGAGGUCAUCACUCUCCAAACUGUCGCCCCUAAUGUCAAUAGUAAUCCUUUGCCAAAUCAUGGAGGGGUUAAUAUUAACAUGAUUGAGAUGGAAGAAGAUUGGUGUGUAAUAAAGGCCAUAGUCCCAACCUAUACUAACAGCCUUGAAAUGGCUGUGGCUUCACUAAGCAUAAAAGAGAAAUCGAAUUUUAUGAUUUUGACACCUCAAAGUGUUGUUGCUUUGGUGCCGAAAGAAGUUCCUAACCAAAAGAAGUUCGUGAUCGAGACUGUGGCAACUCAGGGAAUGACGCAUUCUGGUAGGUGUUACACCCCAGAAGAAUUGGCUCAAAUAUGGAAUAAGAAAGAUCAACAAAAAAGACCGAUCAGUGAAGCUGAGGCUGAAGAGUUUUGGCGGAAAAUGCAGCCAAAAAAGUAUUCUAUAGUAAAGUAUCUGGAGAAAGUACUUGCCCAAAUCUUAGUGUGGGCAUUGUUGAUGAGAUCACAACAGCACAGACAUGCUUUGAUGAAAGCUUUGGAUGACACUUAUGUACCCGUAGGUACAGAUGGAGAUAAUCUGGCUGCUAUGGUGAGUCGAGUUGUUCAAGGACACCACAUCAGUUUUAGCAAUGAAGAGUUACCAUUUGAAGGGAAAGUCCGACAAAACCAAGUUAAUGUAAGGGCUUUCGAUGGGGGUCAAAGAAAUACGUUAGGUGCUGUGAAUUUGGAUAUUCAAGUAGGGCCUGUUGAUUUCAUUAUAGAGUGCCAGGUGAUGGACAUCACCGCCAGCUACAACCUACUGUUAGGAAGACCGUGGAUCCAUAUGGCUGGAGCCGUUCCCUCUACUCUCCACCAGAUGAUAAAGUUCGUGAAGAAUGACCGUGAGGUGGUUAUUUACGGUGAGGGGAGGCAUUCAAACAGUUGCGCAUCAAUUAUUGAUGAUAUUGCCAGAGGUAUUGAUUUCUAUACAGUUGAGCUGGUGAAUGCCAUUGAUAACGAUUCUGCUCCACAACCUCUUAUGCCUUCUGUUUAUAAAAUGAUAGCCACUGUCAUGCUCCAAAGCAAGGAUGACGAGAUAGAUGUGACAGGCAGGAGUAUUAUUCAGGUGUUGUCCAGGCCAAUACCUCAUUUGUAUCUGUCAUUUCCCGUGCGGGAUCAUGUAAACGAUGGCGAUCUUAGGGAAGGAAUUUGGAAUCUUUUUGAGGAAGUUGACAUAAUCUUGGAGGAAGAAACGGGGACGUCGGGCAUCCGUGAUGCAAAGCUAGAGGAGCAAUUAUCUAAUUGGACGUCCGCACUGCUCUUAGCCCCUCACUCGUCUUGUAAAAAUAACUUAAAACCUGCUAAUAUCAUGUCAUGUCACAAGCUAAAUGAACAAAAUAAGGUAGAGGGUGAUGAGUUCAAGGAUUAUGAUGAAGAAGCUGUGAUACCUGAACACCUCACCGAGGAGUUGAAACAAUUUGAGGAGCAAUGCAAACCAAAUCAAGAGAAAACUGAGGCUGUGAAUCUGGGAAACGAUGAGUGUAUCAAGGAAACCAGAAUUAGUGUCCAUUUAGCAAAGGCUCAGAGGAUGGAACUUAUCAAUCUGCUUAGAGAGUACAUAGAUAUAUUUGCUUGGUCUUAUGAUGACGUGUCAGGUUUCAGCAAAGACAUCAUUUCUCAUAAAUUGUCGAUCAGCUCGGAUUGCAGUCCGGUGAAACAAAAGACUCGAAAAUUCAAGCCAACUUUGAGCUUGAGGAUCAAGAAGGAGGUUACUAAGCAGAUUCAAUCCAAAGUUGUGGAAGUGAUGCAGUAUCUGACUUGGUUAGCAAAUAUCAUUUCGGUGCCAAAAAAGGAUGGAAAGAUUAGAAUCUGUGUUGAUUAUAGAGAUCUGAAUAAGGCUAGCCCUAAAGAUAACUUCCCGUUGCCGAAUAUCCAUAUUCUCAUUGAUAAUUGUGCCAAGCACGAGAUGCAAUCGUUCGUGGAUAGCUAUGCGGGUUAUCACCAGAUUCUAAUAGAUGAAGAAGAUGAAGAAAAGACAGUUUUUAUCACACCAUGGGGCAUGUAUCAUUAUCGGGUAAUGCCAUUUGGUCUCAAGAAUGCUGGGGCCACUUACAUGAGAGCCAUGACAACCAUUUUUCAUGAUAUGAUUCACAAGGAAAUUAAAGUGUACGUGGAUGAUGUCAUUAUCAAAUCCCGCAAGAGUGCAGAUUAUUCAAUGCAUUUGAAGAGGCUAUUGAAAAAAGAUGCUUUGACAGAAUGGACGAAAGAAUGUCAGACAGCUUUUGAUGCUAUCAAAAGUUACUUAUCUAAUCCACCGGUGCUAGUUCCUCCGAGGGAAGGAGUUCUAUUAUUGCUAUAUCUGUCUGUCUCAGAUAAUGCAUUUGGAUACGUGCUAGGUCAACAUGAUGAGACUGGAAAAAAGGAAUGA